Molecule: messenger RNA, 2157 nt
Organism: Fraxinus pennsylvanica
Lineage: Eukaryota; Viridiplantae; Streptophyta; Magnoliopsida; Lamiales; Oleaceae
Source: the annotation of a GenBank genome assembly
AUGGAAGGAAUGCAGCAGGCAGACGAGGCACUUGUGCGAAGACAGACGACUCCCCGUCGAGAUCACGACUAUACGAUGAUUGGUGAUCAUGAAAGUAGCAGUGAGAUGAAAGGACAUGACAAUGAAAAUGAGGAUGAGAAGUACUUUGAUAGGAAUUCAAGCACCACGGAGUAUGGACGAUCAGAAAGCAGAUAUCAUUUUUCUACAGUUUCUGCCAUGGAAUUCUUCAAGAAAGCGAAAACCAUUCGGCUUAAGAGCCAUCACGACAAAUAUUUAACAGCAGAUCCCAAUGAAGAAUCUGUCAUCCAAGAUCGUCCAGGCUGGUCAAAAUCUGUGGAAUGGACAGUCGAAAUCGUUGAAGGAGCUGAAAAUUUUAUCCGUUUCAAAAGCUGUUAUGGGAAAUAUCUCACAGCCUCGGACAUGGCAUUCCUUCUGGGAAUGACUGGUCAGAAAGUCGUCCAAACUGCGCCCAGAGAAUUGGAUUCAUCUGUUGAAUGGGAACCCUUUAUGGAUGGAACGAAGGUAAAGCUGAAAGCCAGGUAUGGCAAUUUUUUGCGGGCAAAUUGGGGUUUACCUCCAUGGAGAAAUUCUGUAACUCAUGAUAUUCCUUAUACACAUAAUGAUUGGAUCCGUUGGGAAGUUGAUAUUAUUGAGACUCGACCAGAGGAAGAGUUGGGCUUUGCUUCUUUUCGUCUGCCAUCCUCCAAUUUCCCGAGUUUCGGUCCAUCUGAUGGAUCCCCAAAGAUAUCUGAAGGUAAAGAUCUGAGUGAACCUGAGAAAGAGCCACUAAUUGGCACCAAUUCUCCUGUUCGUCCACCAUAUGAAACUCUACCACCUGCCCAUCAAGCAAAUACAAACAAUGGAUCUGAAACUGAUACGACCCAACAACUUGGAAAUCGUCCUCAAGUUUCCACACCAGGAGGACCUAACUCAAAUGGAGACGACUAUAAAGUUGAUGUUGGAGAGGAACCUCGUAAAUCAGUUGUACAGAACGAUGUAGUACCAACAGGCACCAAGGAGCAUGGAGAAACAGAAAGCGGAUAUCAUUUUUCUACAGUUACCGCAAUGGAAUUUUUCAAGAAGGCAAAGUGCGUCAAGCUUAAGAGCCAUCACGACAAAUAUUUAACAGCAGAUCCCGAUGAAGAAUCUGUCAUCCAAGAUCUUACCAUUUCGUCAAAAUCCAUGGAAUGGACAGUAGAAAUCGUCGAAGGAGUUGAAAAUUUUAUACGUUUGAAAAGCUGUUAUGGGAAAUAUCUCACAGCCUCUGACGUGACAUUCCUUCUGGGAAUGACUGGUCAGAAAGUUGUUCAAACUUCGCCCAGAGAAUUGGAUUCUUCUGUUGAAUGGGAACCCUUUAUGGAUGGAACGAAGGUAAAGCUCAAAGCCAGACAUGGUAAUUUUUUGCGGGCAAAUUGGGGUUUGCCUCCAUGGAGAAACUCAAUAACUCAUGAUAUUCCUUAUACACAUCAUGAUUGGAUUUGUUGGGAAGUUGACGUAAUGGAGGCUGGACUAGAGGGAGAUUCGGGUUCGAAAUCAAUAGAAAUUCUAAAGAGCAUUGUUUAUGGAGGUUUAGUGGAGUCAAUCACAAGCUUAAGUAUAGUGGCAUCUGCAGCUGCUUCUGAAACUGCCACAAUGAACCUUGUGGCUCUUGGAUUGGCAAAUGUGAUAAGUGGAGUAUUCGUUAUUGCUCAUAAUCUGAGGGACAUGAAGAAUGCGUCUCCAGAAAGAGACUCAAAUGAACAAACAGAUAGAUACGAAGAAUUGAUUGGCAGGAAAGAGCGCUUCCUACUCCAUUUCACUUUUGCCAUUCUGUCAUUCCUUCUGUUUGGCCUUAUCCCUCCAGCAGUUUACGGCUUGGCAUUCAAGCUGACUGACAAUAAUGAAUACACUAUUAUAGCAGUUGCAGCAGCUUCUCUAAUAUGCGUACUUCUUCUUUCAACUGGAAAGGCUUAUUGUCAAGGAGACAAAGGUUUUGGUGAAUACCUCAAAACAAUUUCGUACUAUGUCAGCAAUGCAGUUGCUGUUUCUGGUGUUGCAUAUGGAAUAGGAGAUGGAAUCAAGAUACUAGUUCAGAAGCUUGGCUGGUUUGAGCCAAGUACACCUACACCUGCCACUUUGUUCAAUUCUGGGGCCACUCCAUUCAUAGCUUCUUCUUGA